UACAUACAUUCGGAAUGAAUACUUUUUUCUCUUUCAUAUACAAAAUAUACCGAUUUUCUAAGUCCAAUGACUUAAAAUAAGUUCCCUGUCCCUGCGCUCGCCUCUGGAACUGAGAACCUGAACCAGAACCGGAACCAGCGGCAACGACGUCAACAACCCCCACACUCUCUCUGUCUCAGGGACUUGUUCGGAAAGAGGGGGGAUCUGGGGUUUUGGGUUUUGAUUUGAUUGAGAUCAAUGGCAGCUUUCCUGCCUCCUGGGGCACCUAGGCCCAGGAGUGGUAACGAUAACCCAUCACAACCUCCACCCCCUAAUUACAACCCUAACUUGAAUCCCAAUUCACUAGCAGAUAAUUUGAAUAAUCUGAAUCUCAAUCGGCCGCCUUCGAUGCCGAGUUCGGCCCCCAGGGCUUCCCCUUUUGGUCAACCACCUCAUUUCCCUUCACCAGCCUCUCUGCCUGGGGUUUCUGUUGGGUCCUCACCAUUCUCUCGGCCUGGUCCUCCACCCGGUGCACUUUCAAGACCUGCAGUUCCUCCAACAGGACCCCCACAGUCAACAUUGUCACCUAAUGUGCCCCCACCAGCAAGAUCCAUGGGGCCACCCACUGGCCAGCCAUCAUUUAUUGGGUCCAGAACCCCUCCUGGGUAUUUUCCAUCGUCGGGUGGCACUAAUGUACCACCCACUUAUGUGGCACCGCCUCCUGGUGCUUUCCCAUCUUCUGGUUUUCCAAGCCGUCCGGUUGGUUCAGCACCACCACCAGGUACUCGCCCAAGCACAGCCUCUCCUCCUUUGACAACUGGUCCGGCUUUGCCUCAUUCAAGUGCACCGAGUGGUUAUGUGACUAAUGGGCCACCAGCAUUCAUGUCGGGGGCUUCGCCUGGUGGGCCACGCUUUCCUCCAGCUGGCAGUGCACCACCACCACCCAUUGGUCAUCCGCUGACAUUGGGAUCGGCUGGGGCAGCUCCUCAGGCUCAAAGCAUGCGUUCUUUUCUGGCAAGUCCAGCGGUUGUAGCUCCACCAGGUCCUCCUGCACAACCAGCAUCACCAUUUUCAGCACCUCCACAAGGUGUACCACCGCCUCCAGGUUCUUAUGGGCCGCCAACAUGGCCAGUGCAGCCUGGGCAAGUGGGUCCAUCUCAACCACUAUCUGGUUCAGUACAACCACCUAGGAUGUUUGGAAUGCCACCACCACCUCUACCAAAUCAAUCUAUGACUGCUAUACCUGCACUGAGUCAAACUGGAGCCCCGGUGUCAGGGACAUCGAAGAUUGAUCCCAAUCAAAUUCCACGGCCCAUUCCAAGUUCCUCUUCUAUCUUGUAUGAAACUCGUCAGGGCAAUCAGGCCAAUCCUCCUCCGCCUGCUACUAGCGAUUACAUUGUCAGAGACACAGGAAAUUGCAGUCCUCGCUACAUGAGGUCCACCAUUAGUCAGAUUCCAUGUACUGCUGACCUUUUGACAACAUCAGGGAUGCAGUUAGCCUUGUUGAUCCAACCUUUGGCCCUUCCGCAUCCAUCUGAGGAGCCUAUACAAGUUGUAGAUUUUGCGGAUAUUGGUCCUGUUCGAUGUUCUCGCUGCAAAGCCUACAUCAAUCCUUUCAUGAAGUUCAUCGAUCAGGGAAGGCGGUUCAUCUGUAACAUUUGUGGAUAUACUGAUGAGACUCCCCGUGACUACCACUGCAACCUGGGUCCAGAUGGUAGGCGUAGGGAUGCUGAUGAAAGGCCUGAGCUAUGCAGAGGAACAGUUGAAUUUGUUGCUACCAAGGAAUACAUGGUGCGUGAUCCCAUGCCGGCUGUUUAUUUCUUCCUCAUCGAUGUAUCCAUGAAUGCAAUACAAACUGGGGCAACUGCAGCAGCAUGCAGUGCAAUCAGUCAAGUUAUUUCUGAUCUUCCAGAAGGUCCUCGGACAAUGGUUGGAAUUGCUACAUUUGACUCCACCAUCCAUUUUUACAAUUUGAAACGUGCCCUGCAACAGCCACUAAUGCUCAUUGUUCCGGAUGUCCAAGAUGUUUAUACUCCUCUGCAGACUGAUGUUGUUGUUCAGCUCUCUGAGUGCCGCCAACAUUUAGAGCUAUUGCUGGAAAGCAUUCCAAACAUGUUUCAGAACAACAGAACUGCUGAAUCAGCCUUUGGUGCUGCAGUCCAGGCUGCUUUUUUGGCAAUAAAGAGUAGCGGAGGAAAACUGCUGGUAUUUCAAUCGGUCUUGCCGUCAACUGGCGUUGGAUCACUUUCUGCUAGAGAGGCUGAAGGGCGAACUAAUAUUUCUGCAGGGGAGAAGGAGGCCCACAAAUUACUCCAACCGGUAGACAAAACUUUAAAGACGAUGGCAAUUGAAUUUGCUGAGUAUCAGGUGUGUGUUGAUAUUUUUGUUACUACCCAGACUUACAUAGACAUUGCUUCCAUCUCUGUCAUACCAAGAACUACUGGAGGACAGGUUUAUUAUUAUUACCCGUUCUCAGCUCUUUCUGAUCCUGCAAAGCUUUACAACGAUCUUAGAUGGAAUAUAACCAGGCCUCAAGGUUUUGAGGCAGUGAUGCGUGUGAGAUGCAGUCAGGGUAUUCAAGUUCAAGACUACCAUGGAAACUUUUGCAAACGCAUACCAACAGAUGUUGACCUACCUGGGAUUGACUGUGACAAAACUAUAAUGGUAAACUUAAAACAUGACGAUAAGUUGCAGGAUGGCUCAGAAUGCUCUUUCCAGUGCGCCCUUCUUUACACUACUGUGUAUGGCCAAAGAAGAAUUCGGGUUACAACUUUAUCCCUCCCUUGCACCAGUAUGCUAAGUAAUCUUUUCCGCUCAGCUGACUUGGACACUCAAUUUGCAUGUUUCUUGAAACAAGCGGCAAAUAAAAUUCCUUCCAGCCCACUCUUGCAAGUCCGGGAACAAGUGACAAAUCUUUGCAUCAACGUUCUUCUUUCUUAUCGUAAAUUUUGUGCGACAGUAACAUCGUCCGGGCAGCUUAUCCUUCCUGAGGCACUUAAGCUCCUGCCUCUAUACACCCUUGCAUUAUUGAAAAGCAUAGGACUGCGAAAUGAUGGGAGAAUAGAUGAUCGGUCUAUUUGGAUCGAGUGCGUUUCCUACCUUUCUACCCCUUUGGCAAUUCCACUGGUAUAUCCCAGGAUGGUGGCGAUCCAUGACCUUAAGCAAAAGGAUGAAAAUGAAUGUCUUGUUUCUCCGGUGAUUCCACUUUCAAGUGAGCAUGUUACUGAUGAUGGAAUUUAUCUUCUUGAGAAUGGCGUGGACUGUUUGAUAUAUAUUGGGAACUCAGUGGAUUCAAAUAUCUUGCAAUUACUGUUUGGCAUCUCCUCAGCUGAAGAAAUUCCUACUCAGUUUGUGCUGCAGCAAUUUGACAAUCCACUUUCACGGAAGGUAAAUGAUUUAGUAAAUGAGAUACGGCGACAAAGAUGUUCCUACCUCCGCAUAAAAUUGUGCAAGAAAGGAGAUCCAUCAGGAGCAUUGUUCUUUUCUCAUUUGGUAGAAGAUAAGAAUCCAAGUGGCCCCUCCUAUGUCGAGUUUCUAGUCUAUGUCCACCGGGAAAUCCAAAUGAAAAUGUCAUCUUGAUCAUGUCCAUGCUUCUUCGGUCCGAUAAAUAAAAUCUAGUCACCUCCAGCCAUGGCGCUCUUGAAAUUCAAAGAAAACAGGAACUCAGAUUUUGUCAUUUUAUAUGCAGUCAUCAGCCACCCCUGCGUGUUGUCAAUUUUUUACGAAGUAAGCUGAGCUGAGUUUUGCUAGAUGAGGUUUGGUGUAGGCAAUAUUGUUGAGUGGACAUUGUUGUAGUGAAUACAAAGCUUACAGUUCUGUUAUGUAUUAAGAUGGUUGCUGCCCAUCCCCGACACCCCUUCCCAACCCCGGGAAGGGGAAUAGAGAAUGUAUGAACAAUUUUGUUAUUGCCAUUGAUAACUUGUAUCUCGUUCGAUGCAACAUUUUGGGGUCAUUUGAAGUUGAA
Carya illinoinensis is the source of this 3943-nucleotide messenger RNA. Its product is annotated as protein transport protein Sec24-like At4g32640. The transcript has 25 exons. The record is from RefSeq and is a predicted model, not a curated record. Gene Ontology annotation, cellular component: COPII vesicle coat; endoplasmic reticulum exit site. Gene Ontology annotation, molecular function: SNARE binding; zinc ion binding. NCBI's taxonomy places the organism in Eukaryota, Viridiplantae, Streptophyta, Magnoliopsida, Fagales, Juglandaceae. Bases 238 to 3558 code for a protein of 1106 amino acids. Gene Ontology annotation, biological process: endoplasmic reticulum to Golgi vesicle-mediated transport; COPII-coated vesicle cargo loading; intracellular protein transport.